Messenger RNA from Musca domestica (house fly), 1753 nucleotides. RefSeq lists its product as uncharacterized. The record is from RefSeq and is a predicted model, not a curated record. The transcript is spliced from 6 exons. NCBI's taxonomy places the organism in Eukaryota, Metazoa, Arthropoda, Insecta, Diptera, Muscidae. Bases 304 to 1263 code for a protein of 319 amino acids.
UAACAAUUUCAGUUACAAGAAAUUGUUAAGCGUGUAAAGACAUCCCCAAGAAAAUAUCUCAUAGAAAAUAACGAACAAAUUGUGAACUUUUCAACAAGGCAGAAAAAUUAAAACUGUGCAGUGGAAUAAAAUACAAAAAAGAGUGACAUUUAUGUAGCCAGUUAAUACUGGUCUUAAUCUCGUUUUUUGGAAGUGUCGUGUGGCGAAAAUUUGCCCCCGGAAAAGUGUAAUUAAGUGUUCUGCCUAGAAUUGCAGACUUGAAUUAGAAACCUAAACGCCAAAAAAAUUACUAAAAUAUCAGCCAUGGCCCAACACAGCAGAAUAAAUGCCUUCAUAUUAUUGGCAAUAGUAGCCACAAAUUGCCUACUAUUGACCUAUGCCUAUCCACAAAAUGAGGUAUACCAAAGACGUUUGAUCACCAGCCGAACACAGCAACAGCAACAAUACCAAUCGCCUGUCUACAAUCCAGCUGUGGAAAGUGCCCGCAAAUAUGCUGUUAAACCAAAUGCCUCCAAGAAGGUGGCUUUGGACAAUGUUGAAGAUGAAAUCGAAGGCAAUCAAAUCCAGGAAGCACCCAACGGUUUCUCAUGGUCCAAUAUGUUGUCCACGGUUUUGACAAUGUUCUUCAAUGGCGGUGCCAAUGCUCCCACCAAAUCGGAUGAUGUUGAUGGUGGUUUUGGUGCUUCACCCUGGGCUAAUGUCAUCUCAAUGGGUUUGAAAAUCAUCAACACUUUGUUGGGCGGUGGUGCUCCCAGCGAUGGCAUUGACAAAGUUGACAAUGGCGGUUCACCAAUGCAGCAGGGCAUCUUGGCGGCAGUGUUAUCAACGGUACUUGGUACAAAAGAUCCAGAACAAGUCAACUCAAUGGCCAAACAAGCUGGAGAGUUUAUACAAAUUGUUAUGAAUCUCUUGGAUGCCUUGAAGACUUCGUUCUCACACCGUUCGUUGUCGGCCAGGUCAAUGGGUAAACGUGAUUCCGUUAGUGAUGCCGCUGUGGCCAGUAUCUCCAUGCUGAAGGGUUAUGUGCGCACCUAUCGCAAUGCCGACAACAAGUGUUUGCAGCGCUACAUGUGUGAGGCCAAUACCGAGUGUACCCGGGAAAUUGGCGGCAGCAGUAUUUUCUGUCAAUUGGGAUCCUAUGCCACCAGCUACUUGUUGGACCGCACCAGCGAUGGCAGUUUUGAGCAAAUCUACGAUGCUGGUCGCAGAGGGCGUUCCGGCUUCGACUGUUCACAAUUGUAUUUGGAGUGCAAUGAAGUUUAAGUCACACACACCCACAUAACAUUUAACGAAUAACUCCUCUCUUCUCCAUAGCUUUCCCCUAUGUCUCCUCCCCCUUUUUACCAACUAAGCUUUCGCAUACUAGGACUGGUUUAAUAUUUUACAACUGUAUUUAUUUAUUUAUUUAUUUAAUUAAUUAUUUAUUUAAAUAUUUAUUAAACUCAUUUCAAAUAUUUAUUACAAACAAAAAAAAAAAACACCUUUCUUAUUGUUAAGAAAUGUCCAAUUAUUUAUGGUAUUUUUCUUUAAUUUAUUUCCUAUCUGCUAAGUAUGUCUAUGUCUAUUAGUAAAAUAAGUAUUUAUGAUGUCAACAUAUGUGGACAAAAAUUAAAAUCUUUUCUUUUAAAAUAAAUUUCCUAAUUUAAGUCGAAACCGAAAAAUGUUAAAAAUGUAUCUAACAGAGCUGUGUUAAGAACGUCACAACAAUUGAAGACUCAUUUUUCGAAAUAAAUGUAAAACGAAUGAUUGAAUG